This is a messenger RNA of Centruroides sculpturatus (bark scorpion), 2952 nucleotides long. RefSeq names its product actin-interacting protein 1-like (gene flr). Bases 86 to 1891 code for a protein of 601 amino acids. Lineage: Eukaryota; Metazoa; Arthropoda; Arachnida; Scorpiones; Buthidae. Gene Ontology annotation, cellular component: cortical actin cytoskeleton. Gene Ontology annotation, molecular function: actin filament binding. The record is from RefSeq and is a predicted model, not a curated record. Gene Ontology annotation, biological process: positive regulation of actin filament depolymerization; locomotion; actin filament depolymerization. The transcript is spliced from 16 exons.
CUUGAUAUAGAAAGUAAGAGGGCGCUGAAUGUUUUCCGUAUUGUACAGCUUCAUUUCCGGAAAGAAAUAUAGUGGAGGAUGAACAAUGUCUUUUAAGAAUAAAAGCACAUUUUCCACCCUUCCUCGCACCCAGCGAGGAAUGCCUCUUGUUCUUGGAGGUGACCCGAAAGGCAAAAAUUUUUUGUAUACAAAUGGAAAUAGUGUCAUAAUCAGAAAUAUUGAGAACCCUGCCAUCUCGGACAUCUAUACAGAACAUUCUAUACAAACUACAGUAGCAAAAUAUUCUCCAAGUGGUUUUUACAUAUGUUCAGCAGAUCAAUCUGGAAAAGUUCGAAUAUGGGAUACAACACAAAAGGAACAUUUACUUAAGAAUGAAUUUCAGCCUUUUAUUGGAACAAUCAAAGAUUUGUCAUGGUCACCUGAUAAUCAACGUAUUGUUGUUGUAGGAGAAGGAAGAGAGAGAUUUGGGCAUGUUUUUAUGGCUGAUACAGGAACUUCAGUGGGAGAAAUUGCUGGACAUAGUAAUUUGAUCAAUUCUUGUGAUUUCCGUCCAACUCGCCCUUUUCGCAUAAUAACUGGUAGUGAAGAUAAUUCUGUAGGCGUUUAUGAGGGUCCACCUUUUAAAUUCAAACUAACAUUGAAUGAUCACACUCGAUUUGUACAGUCAGUAAGAUUUUCACCAAAUGGUGAGCUUUUUGCUAGUGGUGGUUUUGAUGGAAAGAUGUUUUUGUAUAAGGGAAAUGAUUAUAGUAAAGUUGGAGAAUUUGACAAUCCUGCUCAUAAAGGCGGUAUAUAUGCUGUUUCAUGGAGUCCUGAUGGCAAACAAUUACUCACAGCAUCUGGUGAUAAAACAUGUAAAUUAUGGGAUGUAUCAACAUUAUCUGUUAUAAAUGAAUUUCCAAUGGGUUCAGAUGUACUAGAUCAACAAGUAAGUUGUUUAUGGCAAGGUCAAUACCUAUUGUCAGUUUCACUCUCUGGUUUCAUAAAUUAUUUGGACCCAAAUAAUCCUACUAAACCUCUGCGAGUUGUUACGGGUCAUAAUAAAUCAAUCACUGCUUUGGGUGUAACGCCUGAUAAAUCAACUUUGUAUACAGGAAGUCAUGAUGGAUUUAUUACAUUUUGGGAUCCUGCUUCAGGUGAAAAUAGCAGAGUUCAAGGAGUUAGUCAUAGCAAUCAAGUACAAGAUAUGGCUACAACAUCAAAUACAAUGUUUACUUGUGGUUUAGAUGAUACUGUUCGUUCUGUAAAUCUUAUUACUCAUCAAUUUACAACACUUGAUUUGAAGAUGGAAUCACAACCAAAAGGUAUAACUGUAAUUGAUGAUACCAUCUUAGUAGCUGGAAUUAAUGAUGUAUCAAUAAUUAACAAUGGACAAGUUAUGUCCUCAUUACCUGUUGAUUUUGAGCCAAGUUCUAUUAGCAUACAUCCGAAAGAACCUGAUGUUGCUAUUGGAGGAUCAAAAGAUAGUACAGUUCAUAUAUAUCUUCUUAAUGGUUAUACAUUAAGUCAUAAGACAUCAAUGCAACAUAUGGGUGGAGUUACUGAUGUUGCAUAUUCUCCUGAUGGAAAUUAUCUUGCUGCUUGUGAUGCAAAUCGUAAGGUUGUCCUUUACAGUUCACUCACUUAUGAGCCUGCCCAUAGCUUAGAUUGGUGUUUUCACACUGCAAGGGUAAACUGUGUUGCAUGGUCUCCUGAUUCACUACAUCUUGCUACUGGUAGUUUGGAUACGAAUAUUAUAAUAUGGAGUACUGAACAACCAGCUAAGCAUAUCAAUAUUAAAAAAGCCCAUCCUCAAAGCCAAAUAACACGAAUAUGUUGGUUGGAUAAUAAUACUAUUGUCUCAACUGGACAAGACUGUAAUAUUAAAAUAUGGGAAAUAUCAUACACUUAAUCUGUGUAUGACCCAUUCCUUGCCAUUGCUGCAAUGCAAUAAUUCCACAGAAGGCUAAAUGGAUUUUGACAAGUAAUCUUGCUCUUCCAUUGUUAGGUGAUGGACUGAGGCUAGAAUUAGAAUUAUUUUGCUUUUGAGACAAAAAGAAGAAAUGGGUUGACAGUGCAUUGAUGAAAAUUAUGGUGGCUGUUCCAAAUCAUUGAAGUUAAAUUACACUGUUUAUCAUUGUUUUCACAAAUGUUUCGAGUUAAGUAUAAGUGGCGUCGUAACUUAUUGUUCUGAUACCUGCUUUACUACUAAGUAUUGUUUUGAAUAAUGAGCAAAUGAGAACUGUUUGAAAUUUGGUAAAUGCUUUGGGUUCAAAGCAACUUAUAUGCCAAAGAGAUAGGUCAAAUAAAUAAAUAAAAAAAAUGUAAGAUAAACAUCCUAAAAAAUGUGACAUUUAUUUCAGAUAAAUUAUUUGAAUAAUAGAAAUUUGAUAUGUAUUCUGUGAUUUUCAUCAAAUUAUUAAUACAGAAAUACUCUACAUUUUUUUAUACAUAUAAAAUCUGUCAUUUUUAUAUGCAAUAUGUUAAAAUUGUACAGCUCAUUGGGUAUUAAUAUUAUUAUUGAAUUUCAAAUGAAUACAAUUUUUUUACUAUUCAAAAGAAAAAAGAUAAAACAUUUUAAACCAUUUACAGAACACAUUCAACAAGAAUAUGAAUAGAAGUUAUGUAAUGUAAUUUUUAAUUGUGGAGGGAAAUUUUAUAGUGAUAUAUUUUGACACUUUGAAAGAAAAUUUGUAUACAUUUAUGAUCAGGGAGAUGAGCUUCAAUUCCACGCUUUUUUCUAAUUUUUUUAUAUAUUUAAAUGAAUUAUGACAAUCUAUCAAUAAUUGGAAUGUUUGAAUUAAUAUUGACUGACCUAUUUAUAUUAAUUGUGUAACAUGGCGUCUUGUGGUGAUGAGCAGUUUUGCAGCAUAACAUUCACUUGAUUUGCUGCCCUGAAAUUUUGUCACAUGUAGUAAUGCUUUUGUGCAUUUUGGAAAAUUUGAUACAAAUAAAAGUUUGUCACAAGCGAAA